UUCUUCCUCUGUGUGAGCAAACUCUGUUUGAGCAAGGAUUGAAAUACUCUGUGUGAGCAAGGAUUGAAAUAGGCCAGCUUCCCGCCUGCCUUGUGAAGGUUAGUCAUGCCUUCUUUGCGGGCUGCUAUGUCUUCCCUGUGGUGAUGAAAUCCAUCCUCCUGGAACUGAAAGGAAGACAGAGAGGAUCAGCCAUGCUGCAUUUCCCCUGAGGAUUUGAACCUGAGCAGAUGACAUCAGCUUCCAAAGCAGACAUUUCCUUUACUGUGACUUCAGCUUCAUCCCCUGGAGUCAUUUAGUUGGACUCAUGUCUCUUGAGCGUCAAUCUGUCUUAACGAUUUCCUGCCAGCCUUUUUAGGAGACUGACGUUUUCUGCAGUUCCUCUCGCAGGAUCUCCGAGAUUUACUUGGCGCGCCGCGAUCCUGUGGCUGAGGUUUUGUUUCAGGCUGAUCUUGUGCCUGUGAGAUGGAGUAUGAAUACCGAGAGAUACUCCUGUUGACCGGCCUGGAGGAAAUCACCAAGAAGGAACUGCAGCGGUUCAAGUACUUUGUCAUGGAUGAGUUUAAGAUCUCUAGGAGCCAACUGGAAGAGACUACAAACAGGACCGAGUUAGCGGACCUGCUGAUUCAGAGCGCAGGCCCAGCGUUGGCGGUGACAAAGACCAUUCAUCUUUUCCAGAAGUUAAAUUACAUGCACGCUGCAAAAUGUCUUCAGGAGCAAAAGAAAAAAGUUGAGAGUCAAUCCAUGACAAAUAGAAAGAAGAAAGAAACGCAGCAGGUAGAAAAAAGAAGUCAAGCUGAAAGCUGUUCUGGUGCCUCUGCCACCAGCAGAGGAGAAUCCUCCAAGAAAAACUCUGCUCCAGAGGUCCAUCCUCAGGCUAAGCCUCAGAAGCAGCAGACUGUGGCAGAGCAGGAAGCUAUCAGAGAAGGUUUACAGAAAGAUCCACUGGCGGUCUUGGUGUUGAAAACUACGAAUCCUUUCAAGUGUGAGACUGAGGAGGACAUAUUCCAUGCGACAGUGGCCACAGCAACCGCAUUUUUCUUCGUAAAAGUUUUAUAUGCACCGUUUAAAGAUAAAUUUACCCCAAGGAGAACAAUUAAAAUAUCAAACUAUCUUUGGCACUUUAACUUCUUGGAGGUGACCAGCUCCUCAAUUGUGGUUGAUGCUGACACUGACCUCAAAGUCUGUGUCCCAAAUAACCUUAGGCAAAAAGCUGGAAGAACUCCCACGAUUAAGAUGCUGAAGACCCAACCUUGUGGAACAAUUGUGAAUGGGAUAUUUAAAGUCCAGAAGAUAACAGAGAAACAAAAGGACAGAGUACUGUACGGUGUAGAAGACAAAACAGGGGAGAUGGACGUUCUGGUGCUUGGAAACCAGGACAAAAUAAAAUGUGAGACAGGAGAUAAGCUUAGACUUGUAUUUUUUGAGGUGUCAGAAGAUGGAAAGAAAACACAGUUGAAAUCAGGACCCUACAGCUUCUUUAAGGUUAUUAAGUCUCCAAAACCAAAAACUGAGCAAAAAGAAAAGUUUACAUUGAAGUCAACUCAUCUAAACAACACUUCUUUGAAGGAUUCUAAUACUGCUUCUUGAACCAGACUGAGCUGCCUGAGGCCAGAAGUUUACAAGCUCUUCAUCCUAUCCUUUAAAUUCAAAAAGGAUAAAUACUUCACAAUUUCUCUGUUAGCUGAAUGGCAAAACAAAACAAAAAUCUAGUAAAAAAAAAUCCAUGAGAAACCCCCUUUUGAGUAGUUGAUUGUCUAGGAGACUCCUAAAACAUUAUGGGCUAUUGCUCUUGCCAUUGGUUGAUCCCCAGAGGUCAAGAUAAGUUCAUAUUGCUGAAGACACCAUGCACUUCAGACACAGGGUUCAGAGGUUCCUGAGCUGUAACUGGCCUGAGAGUCUUCUCUCCAAGGAUUAUCUUUCAUAAUACCAGAAGGUAACACACAAACCUCCCAAAGAGGGAGGCAACCAUCAGUAGCACCCAGCUGUGAUGCCUAAGAAUCAUAAAGAUGAGCAACAUGGCACAAUAAUCCUAAGGGUGAAUUAGUGUCAUGAAUGCCUUAGUAGUAACCAACAGUUCUGUAAUUGGACUUAAGACCCACUUAACAAGAAAGAAAUCAUUCCUGGUACUAGAAACGUAGGCAACUACCCUGGGUUAGUGAAGUCACAAAUUAUAGAGGAGAACAUACUACCACCACUUCUCUAAAACAGCAUCACCCCUAACUACACUAUAAGAAUUUGUCCUUAUACACUUAGAUAAGUGUAGUCCUUAUCCUUCAUGAAGAAAAUUUCUCCUUGCAAUAUAUGGAGACAAUUAAAAAAAAAAUCACAGCCAUCAAAAUGUAGUGCUGUGACUACCAGUUCCAGUGAAUAGAACUAUAAUAGAACUCUAACACUUAAGGUACAGGGAACAUCAUAGAACAUGCAUAGGAACAUCAUAGACCAUCAUAGGGAUGAAAAGCUUGCUGGUGGUGGUCGUGUCAGAGGAGCAGCAGUUGGCAAUUGAGCUUCAGGAGUUCAGUUCACCACAAUGAAAGGCACAGAUGGGUGAAUUUUGGAUAGGCAAGGCUCCAAAGGUUUCGGAUCCAUAAUAUCUCUUGAUAGUGCUGUGCUGCCAUUGUUCUUUGGUAUCUGCCAUGGUGUGAAUGGGCAUGGGGGGGGAAUCCCCACUGCCUUUAAUGUAGUGUGAUUAUUUCAUGUGAUUAUUUUUGCCUGUGGAUUAUUAUCAAGAAGGUUUUUCUUAAGCUUUGUUUAAGUAAUGAAGUAACUAACUGAAGUCAUUAUUCUAUACAAUAAUAGUAUUAGUUUAAAUAGAAUUUUGAUGAUUAAGGGUUUCUAACAAAUAUAGUAAUGGAUUAUAUAGCUAUAUAGAUUAUAUAGAUAGAGGUUAGUUUAGUGGGAAAAUUAAUAAAGGUAAAAUUUGGAUAUAGUGUUGGCCCCAGGGGCAGCAGAGGAUAGAAAAUAGGAGCGGGGAAGUGUCACACAGCUGGGAUGUAGCUGUUUCUCUUGAGGACUCAGAGAGACUGUGGUUUAGGUUAAAGAUUUAGGAAAACAAUUGAGUCCCGGGAAUUAAGCUAGCUCAAGGGUUUUUUUUUUAUUCUUGAUGCUGAGAAAUAUGUUCAUGGGUUCAGUGUGUAUCACAGCUAAACCAAGUUUUAAAUAAUAACUUCAUGUAACUAAAAAGCAAAGAGUUGCAUGGUCAGUUAAGAUCAUUAUACAAGACUCUAAAGUAGAAAUAAAGAAACAAAUAGCCUGUUUUUCUGGAAAUUAUAAAAAUUACUGCCUAUGUAAAAGUCUAAAAGACAAAUGUGUAACUAAGUGUGAGUUUUUCAGCAAAUUCAUAAAGACAUGGUUAAGAAAUAUAAUUGAGUUGAGCUAUUCCAGAAAAAUAUUUUUAUGGUGAUUAUUUAGUAACGGUGUAACUUUUGGUUAUGGGAAACAUCCUUCUUUUUGUAAUUUACUUGGUGUGGGUAUUGUAAACAGGGUUUCUGAAAAUAAAAAAGUAGAAGAAACUUUUAU
Messenger RNA from Myodes glareolus (Bank vole), 3516 nucleotides. Lineage: Eukaryota; Metazoa; Chordata; Mammalia; Rodentia; Cricetidae. The record is from RefSeq and is a predicted model, not a curated record.